AUGGCUCCUCCACGAAAACGUCGCUCUGAUGUCGACGCAGCUCAGGAGCAGCUCCAAAAGCGUCAGCGCAGCACUAGUCAUGGGUCUGCUGAACAAGAGGACAUGGCUCAGCCAGACCAGCAGAACGAGGAAGUAGAUCAAGAUGAGGAAUCCAUUCCCUCACUGGAAUUUCUCAAUGGUAUCAAUAAGAACAUUGGCGCUAGUGCUGUGCUAAACAGACGGCCAAGUCUUCUAUCCAACGCCAGUGUCGAGAACCCUGCUGAGAAUGAUGAUGGCGGAGCACUCUCUCAUAUUGGCACGUCACAAGAGAUCCAAUUCGAGGAAACAACAAUCACAGCCCCUGGAGAAAAUCUCCAAAGCCAAAGUUUAGUUAGAGACUUGGAUGAACUAGGGGCUAUAUUAGAACAGCAUGAAGCAGUUCCAGAGGCACCUCAAUCAGCACAACCAGUUCCUCAGCCUAGUUCUCCGCAAAGCGAACCUGAACAAUCAAGUCAGCGAAAGAUAAGACGACCGAAGAAAAAGACAUCAUAUUAUGAGCUCAAUGGUCCAGAUUCACCAGACCAAUCCGCGCAGCCAACCUCAUCGAGAAAUUUUCAUGUCGAUGAGACUAUAUAUGAUGUGCCUGAUUCACCCCCAAGGCCAUCAAAUCAAACUACACUCGGUGAGAAGUCACAGAAGGCGCCUAUGUCAACAGGUGGAGGUAGUUCAAAGAUGGAACAAAAGCAAAGAAGCAGCCAGUCUCAUCAGCGAAGGAGCAACGUUUCUGCCCAACAUCAGGGCCAUGAACAGCAAAGAGAGCAUUCCCAGGAAGAGAGUGAGGAAUCUGGAGACGAUGGUUGCCAUUUCGGCGAUAGCGAGCCUGAGAUAAAUCAACAGGAUCCAUCACUCGUAGUCGACGAUUCCCUGCUACUUGAUGCACCACCACCCGAUUCACAGGAAGCAGGUUCCACUCCCACGGCCCGUAUAAAGCGUGUAUACGUACAGAAGCUCGUGCACAUAAUGACACUCCGGGGCUGGAUGGGGAAAAGAUUCUGGAAAGAUGACUUUCUAGACUACGCCGCAGACAAGUCUGAUAAGCUGGCCCGCCAGCCAGAUUACCCUGUUUCUUCAGUAAGAAUUCUGGCCAAGCUGUUUGACCUCUACGGGUUGUGCAAGGAGAUUCCUAAAUCACCACAAAUUAAUCAACUGGCGUAUUUGCGUGAACAUGCGCCAGAGUUCAGUAGUUUGGUCAGCAAUCUUCGCCAUACCAUCGAUUCGUCCACCUCAAACAUCAAUAACAUUAUGAAAGGCGGUGACCCAAGUCGAGUGGAAGUUGGCUACAGGUUUGUCAUGAAGCUACAACAGCGGAUCAUUCCCAUGUUGGUGCUGUUGCUGGACACGGCGUUCGAGGCAGGAUGCGGAGCUUCCCUCGAAAAUGCGGCCAAGGCCUCCCAACAAACUGGAGAGUUCACGGUAUAUAUGUUGGAGCCGCUAGAACGAGCUGCAGGUUGGGCUCGCAGACUUUCACAGGCGGUAGAAGGGUGGUACGAGCUUCAUCCUCCCAAGCGGGAAGAGGAUCAAGCAGAAGAGGCACAGGCAAACCGCGCUGCAUUUCGCUCUGCCGUGGCCACGCUCAAGUCAGAGUUGGGUAAAGCCAGAAGAGACCUUGAGAAGCCCAAGCCAGCGCCUGAGGAACUCAUACGAAAAGAUGAAGACAUCCGAAGGGAGCGCGAGGCCAAGCAGAAGGAACGUCGAGAAAGACAUGCCCUCCAGAUGCAGCGCUUCAAGGAUUCGAUCCAACGGAUCAACCCGCAUAGACGACCGGCUAAGAGAAGGCCUACCCGACAAGAAGUGCCUGUCCCUCGUCGACCAAUUCCGCCACGCUCUGCUCCAUCUCAGCCGUUGUCAGAGCAGGAAUACUACGAGCGACACGGAUGGCAUUAUUGGGAAGAUGAUCAAAUUCUAACCUUGAUCAGGACUACAGCCCAUCCCAACUACGAAAACUUUCAACGGAUGCUCCCUGAUCGGAGCCCUGAAGAACUAAGAGAGCGAUCAGGAUAUCUCAAGCUGGUCGUGCGUGAUAAAUAUCAGCGCAGAGGGAUUACGCCUCCCGGAUUUUGCGUGGACGAAGACUGA
Molecule: messenger RNA, 2115 nt
Organism: Fusarium pseudograminearum CS3096
Lineage: Eukaryota; Fungi; Ascomycota; Sordariomycetes; Hypocreales; Nectriaceae
Exons: 1
Coding region: 1-2115 (704 amino acids)
Source: RefSeq, a predicted model, not a curated record